Molecule: messenger RNA, 2621 nt
Organism: Nycticebus coucang (slow loris)
Lineage: Eukaryota; Metazoa; Chordata; Mammalia; Primates; Lorisidae
Product: tumor necrosis factor receptor superfamily member 10A-like
Exons: 10
Coding region: 437-1567 (376 amino acids)
Biological process (GO): positive regulation of apoptotic process; TRAIL-activated apoptotic signaling pathway
Cellular component (GO): plasma membrane; cell surface
Molecular function (GO): TRAIL binding
Source: RefSeq, a predicted model, not a curated record
GAGGCUAUGACUCAAGGGCCACCAUAAAUAAAUAAAUAAAUAAACCAGGGGAAGCCUCCAGUCUGGGACAGUCGCGCGAGAUCCUGGAAAAGCAGCACGUGUGUUUAAAACCAGCGCGGGGAAUAGCCGGGCGUUGUGGCAGGCGCCUGUAAUCCCAGCUACUCGGGAGGCUGAGGCAAGAGAAUCGCUUAAGCCUAGGAGUUGGAGGUUGCUGUGAGCUGUGUGACGCCACGGCACUCUACCAAGGGUGAUAAAGUGAGACUCUGUCUCUACAAAAAAAAAAAAAAAAAAAAAAAAAAACCAGCGCGGGGACGUAGGCGCCACCUCUGAGCGCAGAGCGGCGCGGGGCCUGGCUAGGGGCGCGCGCUAACUUCACUGGACGGCGGGGACAGAGCUCACCGGCAGCCUCGGAGGACACGCGCCAAACUCCAGGACCAUGCGGGGAGAGCUGCCUGGGCUCUGGCUUCUCACUGUUGGUGUCCUGCCGUGGGUCCUGGGUGACUCCGCUGUAACCACCACAGUUGGUGACGGACUGUGUAAACCAGGAACCUAUGUCUCCAUCUUCGAUGGAAACUGUAGCCCAUGCACAGAGGGUGUGGAUUACUUGACUUUUCCGAACAAUAUGUCUUCUUGCUCACCAUGUAAAGUCUGUAAACCAGAUGAAGUGUUGAUCAGUAACUGCACGCAAACCAAAAACACAGAGUGUCAGUGCGUACCGGGAAAGUUCUGGGAUAAAAAGUCCCCUGAGUUCUGCCAGAAGUGCAGCCUUGGGUGCCCUGCUGGGAUGGUCAUGAAAACUAAUUGUACCCCCUGGAGUGACAUUGAGUGCAUCCACGAAGAAUCAAGUACUAAGGCGCCGGGGCGGAGACGCCCAGCUCCUAGAGGGCCAGGGAGCACCAAUCUGGGGAAUUCUACCGGUCCCCUCCCUUCUCCAGGCAAUGGACAACUCAUGACUUAUAUUGUCGUCGUCGUCGUCGUCGUCGUCGUCGUGGCUGUUGUGCUGGGCUUCCUAGUGAUAGGGGUUUUAAUACAUUAUGGCCGGAAACACAUCCGCUCAGGUUGUGACUGGGUCACCGAGUUCAUGUGCAAAGUCUGUUGCCGGAGAGUCCCACAAGGGCCUGGAGCAGAGGACAUUUCCCUCGAGAUCCUGAACAGCAGAGACUGUCGGUACAUCUCAGUACCUGAGCAGGAGCCAGCAGAACUGACAGAUGUCAUUGUAACGUCCCCAGGGGAGACAGAAUGCACGCUGGGACAGGCAGAAGGUGAAGAGUCGCAGAGGAGGGGCCUGCUGCCUGCAGCGAAUGGCAUUGCCAACCCCACUGACAACACUGGUGCUCCUGGCCUUGAGGUCUUCAGACUCCAGGACCCACCCCAGUACCUCCCUGGCUCUCAGACCUUCAGACCUAAGCUGGGAGUUGCACCGUCGCGCCCCGAGUCCUCAGACCUUCAGAUAUUAAAGAAGGAAGGUGAAAAAAUACAAAGCAAAGAAUCAGUCAUCAGGUCCACGCCGCUGCUGUGCAUCCUUAAGCUUCUGCUGUGCGUAGACCAGUCAGCUCCUGGUAUAUGACUGGGGCAGGGCUGUCAUCUGUUUUUUCAGGGUAAGACGGUGGGGAUGCUCUGGGUGUCGUUGGAUCAUCCGCUCCCCAUCGCUGGCUGGUUUCAACGUGAGUGAUGUCUCCAGGGAGGGAGGCCCUUCACCUUCACUGCUGUUGGUGUGGAUAGGAUCACCAAGUAGGGGCCUUUUCACCAUGAUUCCAGGGGGCUUAGGCUCCAAUCUUUAAUCCCCACCUAGUUACCUGGAGAAUGGGGGUGGACUGGGGGAGAUAAACUAAUGGGAUAUCUAUCAUUUACCCAUUCUGAAAUCUUUUUUCAUUAUUUUUCCCAGUGACAUCAGUUGGUUAAAGAGUUUGCUUUUUAUCAAGAUGAUUUCCUGGGGCAUGUGCAGGAUGGGUGAUUAGACACGGAUGGUAUGUACCUGCUCCACAGAGAAGAACCAGAAUAGUGAGCACAUCUCAUGUCGCACAGAGAGGGCUCCGCGCUCCCUCCUAUCACUGCUGAGACCAAGGACAAACAUGGGGCACAGAGGUUGCAGAGGGGAACAGAAACUCAAGCAUUUCACAAUAUCACCACAAAACUCUCAUGAUAGACAAUAAGAUUCUUCCGGUGUAGCAUUAAAACUAUCUUUAUCUUUUUUUUUUUUGACAUUUUAUAAAUUUAAUUGCAAGAAAAUGCAAACUCUACUAAUAAUAAAUCCAAAAACAAUCUUAAAGGGAAAUUUAUGAUGAAUACACGUUAAUGAGUUAACAUGGUUGAUAAACAAUUCUUAUAGAUCAAAAAUCAGCAACACUGCUCUUGGGCUUGCUGGGAGAUGGGCUUUCAUCUCAGAAAAUGCACUGGGUUUUGAAGUGAACCUGCAUUUACCAGGCAGACCUUCAGGGAUGCAGUCUUUGGAACAGUCAUUUCAUCCUGUGUAUAAUUGAUCACAGAACUUUCUCAAUCUUUUGUGAUUUUGUAAACUUGACAUCAUCUCAUUAAACCCAUUGGCAUCUUCAUGCCUUUCAUAUAUACCCUAGUAUACUGACAACUACACAACAGGUCAGUUGUUGAAAUGGGCAAAAUAU